AGUUGGGCGUGUUUCCAAGUGCCAUUUUAUUGUUGAUGUUUUCGUAUUUCUUGGAUUCAAACUGUACAAACAGUUAAUUCUUCAUAAUGUCUUACUUAUAUUUCCUGAUGUUAAUUAGUUUAAUAAGGACAGCGUUCAGUGUGAGAUGUUACCAAUGUGCUUCAUCACAAAAUAAAGAAGAUACUUGUGGUGCAUACAAAAAAUUUGAUGUCGAUAGCCACAUAGCGGUUGAAUGUAACAGCGACGAAUCCCAUAUGCCAGGAUCUUUUUGUAUGAAACUCACCCAACAAGGGCCCAAAGGAUUUAUUUGGGACGGUAGAUGGCGUCAAGUUAUACGACGCUGUGCAUCUGUGGCUGAGACAGGUGUAACAGGGGUAUGUAACUGGGGUGUUUACCCCAAUGGUGUAUAUUGGGAAGAAUGUUAUUGUUCGGCAGAUGAGUGUAACAGUGCUACCAACAUGAAAACUUCAUUUGUUGCUAUGUUCAGUAUGUUGACUGUGUGUUAUGUAAGUAGAGUAUUAAUAUAACAGUAAUAUUUUUUUACUACUUUGUUGGCUACAAAAUAACUGGUAUUAAAAUCAUGUAAUUGAAAACAGUUCAAAUAUUUUGAGACCAGAAAGUCUAAGAACCAGUUAUUUUAAUAUCAAAUAGAAAAAUACAACUUAUUUCAAUAUUGUAUUUAUAUUAUACAUAUUUGUGUUAAUUAUUAAAACAUUUUUACAACCAAUUCAUGUCAGUUUCUUGUCUAUGGCACUUCCUUAGCGGAUUGGGCCAGUGUUAACUUUCAACCAAUUUGAAUUUAGAAUUGUUUUAUAUGUGACAAUUUUCUUUUUAUCUACACAAAAGGCUAUCGCACAGAAGAAUUCUAAUUAAUAAUUUUAUGUCUGUCUCUUAAUAUGUUUUUAUUAUGUCUAGUAAUCAUGUAAAGUGCCUUAUCAGCCUCACUUUAUAGGAAUUUCAAAGUAACAUUGUAAAAUUUGUUAACUGCAAGUAUACUGCCAGAUACCACUAUAUAAGUUAGUUAUAUUAAAUAUUAUAUAAGAAAUUAGUGCCUUAAUUAUUGAACUAAAAUGUGUAACAAUGCCGUCCAAAUUUAUGUUAAUAAUUCAAGAUAUUCAUGUUUUUAUAUUAAUUAAUAUACAUAGAUAUAUUGAAAAUACGUCACUUUUUAACAUAGUAUGCUGAGGGUAAAAGUAUGGAUAAGUGCUUAAAAUUAUACCUAACAUAAGGUAAGAACAUGUGUAUUUUAAGUUAUGUAUUUGUGUAAAUGAAUCCGCCCAAGUGUUACUUAUCUUUCCAUGUUAAAAACAAUGUUAAGAGAAUCUCAUUACUUAUUACUUUGUGUUUGGUUUUUACAAUAAAGGUAUUUGUAUC
Molecule: messenger RNA, 1374 nt
Organism: Papilio polytes (common Mormon)
Lineage: Eukaryota; Metazoa; Arthropoda; Insecta; Lepidoptera; Papilionidae
Exons: 3
Coding region: 87-527 (146 amino acids)
Biological process (GO): sleep; positive regulation of voltage-gated potassium channel activity; regulation of synaptic transmission, cholinergic
Source: RefSeq, a predicted model, not a curated record